AUGCAAGAAUUUCAUGCCUUUGAAGUACAACCCGGCAAGGAACACGCUCUAACACUGCCACCUCUUCACGGCUUUCAUCUCUCCGUCGUGUCGAUCCCGCACGCUGGCAAGGGACGCAGCACACUGUACGUGACGGUGGACGGCAAGUCUUACGCCAUCGCGACUCUUGAUGCGUCUCAGGGCAUCCUUCAGAACGCAACGGAUCUCAUUUUUAACGAGGCGCAAAAGGUGAUUUUUCGUGUGAAAGGAAAUGCGCCGCUGCAUUGCUGUGGAUACCGACAGGAACUCGAUGUGGACUUCCACGACGCCAAUGACAGAGACGGCAGCGUUGAUGAUGGUCCGAACGCCGUGCCUAUGAACGGGGGGAAGGACAAGGAGGAAGAAGAGGAAGACGAGGAAGAAGACGAGGAAGAAGACGAGGAGGAUUACGAGGAGGAAGACAAGGAAGAGGACAAGGAGGAUGACAUUGUUCUGCACGACCCGACGCAGGCACCGCAGAACGACUACCAAGGCGACAAGAGUGAGGAUUAUGACACUGAUCAUGAGGAGGAGGAAGAUGAAGACGAAGAGGAGAUGGACGAUGAUGAAGUGCAACCGAUGAAGCGGGCCAAGCCUGAAGAGAAUUCACAGAGCCAAAAAAAGCCGCAGCAGGCGCAGAGCCCUCAGAACCGACCCAGCAAUCAGCAGAAGCCGCAGCAGGCGCAGAGCCCUCAGGGCCGACCCAGCAAUCAGCAGAAGCCGCAGCAGGCGCAGAGCCCUCAGGGCCGACCCAGCAAUCAGCAGAAGCCGCAGCAGGCGCAGAGCCCUCAGGGCCGACCCAGCAAUCAGCAGAAGCCGCAGCAGGCGCAGAGCCCUCAGAACCGACCCAGCAAUCAGCAGAAGCCGCAGCAGGCGCAGAGCCCUCAGAACCGACCCAGCAAUCAGCAGAAGCCGCAGCAGGCGCAGAGCCCUCAGAACCGACCCAGCAAUCAGCAAAAGCCGCAGCAGGCGCAGAGCCCUCAGAACCGACCCAGCAAUCAGCAAAAGCCGCAGCAGGCGCAGAGCCCUCAGAACCGACCCAGCAAUCAGCAGAAGCGUGGUCGCGAAUAG
Molecule: messenger RNA, 1089 nt
Organism: Trypanosoma cruzi
Lineage: Eukaryota; Euglenozoa; Kinetoplastea; Trypanosomatida; Trypanosomatidae
Product: nucleolar RNA-binding protein, putative
Exons: 1
Coding region: 1-1089 (362 amino acids)
Source: RefSeq, a predicted model, not a curated record